Adineta steineri is the source of this 1791-nucleotide messenger RNA. The record is from the annotation of a GenBank genome assembly. Lineage: Eukaryota; Metazoa; Rotifera; Eurotatoria; Adinetida; Adinetidae.
AUGGAAGAACAAAUAAUUACAAAUACAAAUCUUUCUACAACAACAGAAUCUCCAGUUAAAUCGAAAGCUUCGAUUGUUCAAUUUAAUAUUGAUCGACAAUGUCCUAUUCAAUAUGUUACAGUUUAUAAUGAUCGUGCUGAAGUAACACGUUCUGUACGUCAUCAUUUCGAUGCUGAAGGUACUUAUGAACUUGUUUUCGAAGGGUUUUCUCCAUCUGUUGAUUUAACAUCAUUACAUGUCAGUGGUGGAACAGGUAAAGCAUGUACAAUUCUUGAAGUAUCAUAUCAAAAACGUUAUGAAAAUACAACGGUAGAAGAAGAUUUAACACCAUUAGAUCAAUUACAAAAUGAAUGUAGUAAUAUUCAAGCGAAUAUUGCUAAACAUCAACGAGAAUUAGCACGACUUGUUAAACAACGUACAUGGCUUGAUGGUCGAGCAUCAAAAUUAAUGAAUCAAGAUGGACAAAUAAAUACAAAUGAUCUUGAUUCAAUGCAACAAUUUAUUGAUUUCUAUUAUAAACAAUUAAUAAAACUAGAUGAUGAAACAACUAAUGAAGAAAAUCAAAUUAAAGAAUUAACACAACAAAAAGAAAAAUUAGAAGCAAAAAUUCAAGAACACGGCGUCGUAGAAAUUAAUCGUCGGAAAGAAAAACGAGAAGUUACUAUUGCUGUUCAUAUAGCAACUAAUAAAAUUGACGUUGCUUUGGAUAUAUCAUAUCUAAUAAGUAAUUGUUCGUGGACUGCUAGUUAUGAUGUUCGUGUUAAUAGUGCUGAAGCAACAAAACAACAAACUCAACUUACAUAUUAUGGUAGUAUUAUAAAUAAAAGUCAAGAGAAUUGGACUGAUGUGCAAUUAUCAUUAUCAACAGCAACACCAUCACUUGGAGGUGCUAUACCAAAAUUAGGAACACUUAAAAUUGGCUACCUGGUACCUAGAUACAAUUCUUAUAGAUCACCAAAAUUCGAGAUGAUGGAUGAUCUUUAUGAAGAAGCUGAAACACAUUGUUUAAAAGCUGCUUCAUUUUCGUCGAAAUCUUUAGGGUUUUCAAAAAGGCGAGCAAGAACAACUUUAAAUUCAAUAGAAACAGACGAACUAGAAGCGCCAGGUACGAUCAAUGUUUUAGCUAGUCAAACUGAAGCAAGUAUGUCAAGUUCAAGUUUCACGAUUCCACGACGAGCAACAAUAGAUGCUGAUGGCAAACCACAUAAAGUAACCAUUGGUGUAUUGGAUUUAACUUCAACAUUUAUUUAUACUGUUGUACCAAAAUUAACAGCACGUGCUUAUUUAAAAGCAUCAACAACAAAUACAUCUGAUAAACAACUUUUAGCUGGACCAGCAUCAAUAUUUAUGGAUAAUAAUUUUGUUACACAUAGUUCCAUUGAUAAUGUUUGUCUAGGUGAUACAUUUGAUCUACCAUUAGGUACUGAUGCAAGUGUUAAAGUUGAAUAUAAACCCGUGAAAAAAGUCGCUGACACACAAGGUUAUAUUUCAAAAGUACAUCAUGAAAAUAUUCGUCAUGAAACACGUCUUGUUAAUACAAAAUCAAAUGAUGUUACAGUUUAUGUUUAUGAACAAGUUCCAUUAUCAUCGGAUGAGAAAAUUAAAGUUAAAUUAAUAUUACCUGAUCUACGAUUAAAAGAUCAAGGUCAAAAUUGUACUGUAACAAUGAAUGAUUCAAAUAAUUUAGAAUGGAAAUGUAUUUUAAAAGAACGUGGUGAAUGUCGUCUACCACUUGAAUAUACCAUUGAAUGGCCAAUAGAUAAACGUGUAGAAUACACACAAGUACAAUAA